Clupea harengus (Atlantic herring) is the source of this 1991-nucleotide messenger RNA. RefSeq names its product ribonuclease H1 (gene rnaseh1). Gene Ontology annotation, biological process: DNA replication, removal of RNA primer. Lineage: Eukaryota; Metazoa; Chordata; Actinopteri; Clupeiformes; Clupeidae. Gene Ontology annotation, molecular function: nucleic acid binding; magnesium ion binding; RNA-DNA hybrid ribonuclease activity. The record is from RefSeq and is a predicted model, not a curated record.
GGAAUCAAUUUAACCUGAAUCACAUGGAUACACAUUUCUGAGCAAACGAAAGGGCAUUUGUUUAAACUAUGCUGCUGCAAUAAACGUUCAUUACCUAUUUCUGUGUCUGAUCAAGACCAGAAAACUAGCUAGCAUACACAGACUUACAUUUAAUGAGACAAAAUUAUAGACAUUGAACAAUAUAGUCUGAAAGAAUCUUGAUGUUCUCCUGCUAGCCCUGUAGCUAUGUAGUGUAGAGCGUCCACCUAGUGACCGUUAACUGAGCCAACAAUUGUGACUUUGGAGAGAUUAAAGCAUGCGACUUAACGCGUUUGCAAAAAUGCAAGUGUAAAUUACUUGUUCUCCGAGCAACUUGAUGUGGAGAGUGCCUAGACUGGGUUUUAGCAUAUUGCGUAGAGCUUUUUACAGUGGCGGAGACGAGAUGGGUAAGAAAGGGACAUUUUUCUACGCGGUGAGGAAAGGAUUUCAACCUGGUGUAUAUAACUCUUGGGACGAAUGCAAGAGUCAAGUCGACAAGUUUCCAUGCGCAAGUUAUAAGAAGUUUGGCGCAGAAAAAGAAGCAUGGGAAUUUGUGAGGAGCCAACCAACAAAAUGCUCAUCCGUUACAGAAGAGCCUAGCAGCUGUGAAGCUGAGGUCCCUAAAAGAGCCCCGAGCUAUGAGGCCACAAUGGCGGCCGUACUGAAAGGCCUCAAGAGGCCUUAUGCGAAAGAGAGGGAAGUGAAGGAAGAGGAGAGAGGAGAGCCGGAUGAAGUAGACGGAUGUGCUGUUAAGCGAGUGAAGCCGUCAGAAGACAAGCCACAGAGCAGUAGCACAACACCUGCUGAACAGCGUGACUUCACCUACAUGGGUGAUGCUGUGGUGGUCUACACAGAUGGCUGUUGCUCGUGCAAUGGAAGAGCUGGGGCUCGUGCAGGGAUUGGAGUGUACUGGGGUCCCGACCAUCCCUUAAAUGUUGCUGACAGACUGUCGGGAAGACAGACUAACCAGAGAGCUGAAAUCCAGGCUGCCUGUAAAGCUCUGGAACAAGCCAGGGACCACAAGAUUAAGAAGCUGGUGCUCUACACUGACAGCAAGUUCACCAUCAACGGGGUCACCAGUUGGGUGAAGAAUUGGAAGCGGAAUGGCUGGAGGUUAAAGGGUGGUGGCAAAGUCAUCAACCAGGAGGAGUUCCAGCAACUGGAUGCACUCAACCAAGAGGUGCAGGUGGUGUGGCUACACAUCCCAGGCCAUGCAGGCUUUGCAGGGAACGAGGAAGCUGACAGACUCUCCAGAGAGGGGGCCGCCAAACUUCUAGAAUAGUCCUGGACGUCGGCCCUCCCUCCCCUUGCACUCACUCCUGCCAUGAGACCAGCGCCUCUUUCCCAUAUGAUUUCGGCCGUAGACAAAGAGGAUCUUCCCCUGCUCCAAAGACCCAUCUGUCCAGCCCCCUUCUCUGUCUGGUGUGUACCAGCUGGUUAUGCAGAGGUAUGCGUGCCUUGUCUAUGUCCACCUUCGGAUGUGCACUUGUCCUUCAAAAAAGGGAGUUGUAAAAACACAUGCUAUGCUUUGGUAUGCUUGUUUUGCACCCUUCCCAACACUGAAAUUUGAGAAUGCCUAUGUUGAUCUGAGAAGAUCUGUUCUGUGGAAGCAGACUGUUUGCUUGUUUUAAAGCGUUUGAAAUUGAUCAUUCUCCAUUAUGAGGUGUCUUGCCUUGUGUUGGGCUAGCAGAGUUGCAUGCCAAUAUGCCCCAUAACAGCGGUUAAGAGCUCUACUUUGGCUAAGUUCAGAACUCCGCACCCAUCAUUGACCACCUGGGAUCCCAAUGCAGCUUCAGUUAUAUUCGUAUCUGACUAAUUUAGGGGUGGCUUUGUGCUGUUGUCCCUAGAGGCAAUGUAAUGAUAACUUGCUGAUCUUUUUGUCUUUGUUUUUUAACAAAAAGCUGCUUUCAGUAGUAGUUGUUGUUGUGUGUGUGUGUGUUUUGACUGUGCAAUAAACUUCUUAUUUGUGGUCA